AUGGGAAGAAAGACUAUUUUGUUUCUGAUUGCAGGGGUCCUUGGGGCAUAUUAUGUUUACAUUCCUCUCUCAGAUAAUAUUGAGGAACUCUGGCAACUGGUGUGGAUAGCUACACCUGUGAAAAUGGUAACAAAUUUGGCUUUGUUAGUUGAACUCUUGGGAAUCAAUCAUUUUAUGAAUACUGCAAUGUUCUUUGUGAGCUUUCAAGAAGUCCCACGUACAUCUGAUGAAAAUGUCACCAUGAUGGAGACAACUUUCAGUAAUAUUCCUGUCCGUGUAUACAUGCCAACACUAAAGUCAGAGAUACUAAGAAGGGACUUAGUUUAUAUUCACGGUGGUGGUUGGUGUAUGGGGGAUGCUGCUUUGUUUAAUUAUGACUUUCUGUCAAGACGAACAGCUGAUAGACUUGAUGCUGUUGUUGUAUCAACCAACUACAGAAUAGCACCUAAAUAUCAUUUUCCAAAUCAAUUUGAAGAUGUAUAUAAUGCACUAAGAUGGUUGUUAUGCGAAGAUAUUCUUGAAAAAUAUGGUACAGAGCCUAAAAGAAUUGGCAUUUCUGGAGACACUGCUGGUGGAAAUUUAGCUGCAGCAGUGACCCAACAGCUCAUAGAAGACCCAGAUGUCAAGAUCAAACUCAAGCUUCAGUCUUUAAUAUAUCCUGCCCUUCAGACUCUUGACAUGGAUUUACUAUCAUAUCAGAAAAACCUAGACUCUCUAGUUCUGUCCAAACCAUUCAUGGUCAAGUUCUGGAGUGAAUACUUUACCACAGACAGAUCACUUGAAAAAGUCAUGUUUCAACAUGUACCAAUGAAAUCAAACCAUCUGUUCGGAUUUGUUAAUUGGAGUUCCUUGCUCACUGAGAAGUUUGAGAGAGGCCACUUUGUUAUAUUCCAACCCAUGGUAGUUCUGAGCUGGCUAAAAAAAUAUCCAGGGUUCUUAGAUGUGAGGGCAGCCCCUUUGUUGGCUGAUGACAAGUUGCAUGGUUUACCCCUGUCCUAUAUCAUCACCUGUCAAUAUGACAUCUUAAGAGAUGAUGGACUCAUGUACAUCACACGACUGUAGAACUGAGUUCAAGUGACACAUAACCACAGUGAAGAUGGAUUCCAUGGAGCACUUUCCUAUAAUGGGCUUAAAAUUGGGUAUGGAAUAGAAGAUCGGUAUAUGAGUUGGCUAAGUGAAAAUCUAUAG
Pongo pygmaeus (Bornean orangutan) is the source of this 1188-nucleotide messenger RNA. Its product is annotated as arylacetamide deacetylase-like. Gene Ontology annotation, molecular function: carboxylic ester hydrolase activity. NCBI's taxonomy places the organism in Eukaryota, Metazoa, Chordata, Mammalia, Primates, Hominidae. Gene Ontology annotation, cellular component: membrane. The record is from RefSeq and is a predicted model, not a curated record.